UUAUUUAACCCCAUCCAAUUUGGUGUAAAGUCCACACUGCUCACCCCGACCUAUCUUUGUCCCUCUGUAUUGUUUUUUUCCCUUAGCUUGUUUCGGCCUCCCGUCGUAAUGGAAAACGAGGGAAUUAAGGGAGGAGUUAUGACGACGACAUACGAGUAUGAGGAUUUGUUACCGCUAAUGGCUGAGAAGCUGGACUUGGAAGCUUUUGUGUCCGAAUUAUGUGGAGGGUUUCAUCUUCUAGCUGAUCAGAACACAGGGUUGAUAACGCCUGAGAGUCUAAGGAUGAACGCUGCACUUUUAGGCAUGGAAGGGAUGAGCAAAGAUGAAGCACAAGAUAUGAUCAGAGAAGGUGAUCUUGAUGGAGAUGGGGCACUGAACCAGACCGAAUUCUGCAUCCUGAUGGUGAGACUUAGCCCUGGAAUGAUGAACGACGCUGAGUCGUGGCUCGAGAAAGCUAUCGUUCAAGAGCUAAAGAAAUCCUCAGCUUGAUCUUUUUUAUCUUCUUUUGUUUUUUAAGGUGUGAAAUUGGAGCACUAAGAUGUUAUAUUCAUCUUAUUGUACUCCAAGGCCUGCAGACAAAUAUUUCCAUGUUUACAUUACAUGUUUUUCACAAGUAUUUUCAAGUACAAAGUCAUCCUACUGAUUAGCUAAACUGCUACAGAAGAUAAAGAAUCAAACAAAUAUUAUUUUAUCCAAA
Messenger RNA from Hibiscus syriacus, 697 nucleotides. Its product is annotated as calcium-binding protein KIC-like. NCBI's taxonomy places the organism in Eukaryota, Viridiplantae, Streptophyta, Magnoliopsida, Malvales, Malvaceae. Bases 109 to 489 code for a protein of 126 amino acids. The transcript is spliced from 2 exons. The record is from RefSeq and is a predicted model, not a curated record. Gene Ontology annotation, molecular function: calcium ion binding.